This is a messenger RNA of Macrosteles quadrilineatus (aster leafhopper), 1331 nucleotides long. RefSeq lists its product as uncharacterized. The record is from RefSeq and is a predicted model, not a curated record. NCBI's taxonomy places the organism in Eukaryota, Metazoa, Arthropoda, Insecta, Hemiptera, Cicadellidae. The transcript has a single exon. Bases 1 to 858 code for a protein of 285 amino acids.
AUGUCAUUAGAAGACCUGCAGACUCAACUCGCCGAACUUAGAACUGCGAAUGAAGAACUGCGUCAACGGAUUGGACAACCCAGCACUUCUCAAAACAUGUCUGUGAACAGAGUAGCCGUCAAACUUCCGCCCUUUUGGCCUGAAAGACCAAGUCUGUGGUUCUGUCAAGUUGACUCGCAAUUUCUUAUAUCUGGAAUUACCAACGACGACACCAAGUUUCACUACGUGGUCUCGCAAUUGGACACAGGAAUUGCUGCUGAAGUCGAAGACAUCAUAACAAACCCUCCUCAAGGCGACAAAUACGGACAUCUAAAAAAGAAACUGAUUGAACGCCUCUCUGCAUCCGAAGAGCAACGUGUGCGGCGGCUGCUGAGUGAAGAGGACCUUGGAGACCGCAAGCCUUCUCAGUUUUUGAGGCAUCUUAGGUCUCUUGCGGGCUCGACUCCCCUUCAAGACAACAUGCUUCGUCAACUGUGGCUCAGACGACUCCCUCCUCAUUCACAAGCCAUAUUGACUACGCAACUUGAGCUCUCCUUGGACAAACUGGCAGAACUGGCUGAUAAGAUCAUGGAGGUAGCUGACAUUCCUUCAACACCUGGUAUUUGUGAAGUCUCUUCAGGUAACGCUUCUUUAUUAAAUGCAAUAGAAUCCCUCUCUAAACAAGUUCAAGCAUUAUCAGAAACCAGAGUACGAGAUACACAGGUGAGACCUAGGGGUCGUUCCCAGUCUCGUGGUGGAUCAGGAAACGAACCUAAUCCCUCUAAGAACUGGUGCUGGUACCAUAGAAAAUUCAAAAACAAUGCUACCAAAUGUCUUUCUCCGUGCUCUUUUCAGGGAAACCUCAGCAACAAUCCGUAGAGGCCGCAACGGAUUGUUCAAAUGCUGGCGGCCGUCUCUUUGUGAUGGACAGAAAUUCACGAACUAGGUUCCUUAUCGACACCGGGUCUGAUGUGUCGUGUUUUCCUAAACGCCUUAUCAAAUAUAAACGUUUUCCUACUAGCUAUUCACUAAGUGCUGCCAAUAACAGUGAAAUAAAGACUUAUGGUACCAUGCCUCUCACCCUUAAUUUAGGCCUUAGACGUAAUUUCCCUUGGAGUCUAGUGGUAGCGGAUGUUUCAAUACCUAUAUUAGGUUCAGACUUCCUUUCACACUAUCACUUAUUACCCGAUUGCAAAAUGAAAUGUUUGGUUGACAAGAAAACGGGAUUGAAUGCCGAGGGAAUAGUUUCUAACAACAAUCAAACUAGUAUUAAAGUUAUAUCUUUCUCUUCGCCAUUGGCAGAAGUUUUUUCUGAAUUCCCUGAUAUUAUUCGUCCUCCAGGCUUACCUCGU